This is a messenger RNA of Pneumocystis carinii B80, 1749 nucleotides long. Its product is annotated as asparagine-tRNA ligase. The record is from RefSeq and is a predicted model, not a curated record. Gene Ontology annotation, cellular component: cytoplasm. Lineage: Eukaryota; Fungi; Ascomycota; Pneumocystomycetes; Pneumocystales; Pneumocystaceae. Gene Ontology annotation, molecular function: asparagine-tRNA ligase activity; ATP binding; nucleic acid binding. Bases 21 to 1703 code for a protein of 560 amino acids. Gene Ontology annotation, biological process: asparaginyl-tRNA aminoacylation. The transcript has 7 exons.
CUGUGAAAAAAGCUUAAAAAAUGGCUGAGAAACAAGAUUUUAAAGGCUCUAAAAAGUGUUUGUACGUUGAUGAAAUAGGUGGUUCUGAUGAUUUUGGUACUGGUUUUGUUGAAAAUCCCUUUAAAACGGCUGUUAAAGCCCUUGAAAUGGGCGAUCAAGAAAGUAUAAUAUAUGUUAAGAAAAAUGAAGGGGAAGAAUACAAGGAAAUUACACAGACAUCAUUGAAAAAAGCUAAGAAAUCGCUCUGCAUUCUUUUGAAGAAGAAGCAGAAGUUGAAUGAGUCAUUUAGUCAAAUGAAGGUUCAAGAUGAAUAUAGUGAAGAAACUAGGGGGUUAAAAAAUACAGAAAAUAUAGUUAUUGAGAAGGAUGAAAGGGUUAAUGAGGCUAUAAGAAUCAGGAUAAGUGAUUCUAAGCUUCAUAAAGAUGCAAUAGUUCAAGUAUCAGGAUGGAUUCAUCGUUUGAGGCAUCAGAAGGAGCUUAUUUUUAUUAUUCUUCGGGAUGGAACAGGAUAUCUUCAAUGUGUUUUAAGUGGAAAGAUUGCACGAACCUAUGAUUCGUUGACACUUACGCUUGAAACGACAUUAACGGUGUAUGGGAUGAUUACGUCUUUGCCAGAUGGGAAGGUAGCACCUGAUAAUCAUGAAUUGAAUGUUCUUUAUUAUGAAAUUAUUCAUAAGGCUCCUGGAGGAGAUCUUUCUUUUGCUAAUAAACUUAAUGUUGAAUCAGAAUCGCAAGUUAUAUAUGAUCAACGACAUCUUGUUAUUCGUGGAGAAGUAUCUAGUUCAGUUUUGAAAGUGCGUUCACGCCUUUUGUCUGCUUUUAGAAAGAUUUAUGAAAAAAUGGGAUUUGUAGAGGUAACACCUCCAUGUUUAGUACAAACACAGGUGGAAGGAGGUGCAACGUUGUUUGAUUUAAAUUAUUACGGAGAAAAGGCUUAUUUAACACAAUCGAGUCAGUUAUAUUUAGAAACUUGUUUACCGUCAUUAGGUUAUGUAUAUUGUCUUCAGGAGAGUUUUAGAGCAGAAACGUCUCAUACUAGACGUCAUCUUUCGGAAUAUUCUCAUUUGGAGGCUGAAUUGAUGUUUUUAUCGUUUGAUGAAUUUUUGAGUCAUUUAGAAGAUUUUCUAUGUCUUUCCAUUGAUGCUCUUUUGGAUGAUCCUAUUGCACGCCCUUUGAUAGAAUAUUUAAAUCCUGGUUUUGAGAAACCACAAAAGCCUUUUUUACGAAUGAAAUAUGAAGAUGCUAUUAAGUAUUGUAAUGAACACAAUAUUUUGAACACUAAUGGGGAGCUUCAUGUUUUUGGGGAUGAUAUUGCAGAGGCUGCAGAAAGAAGAAUUGUUGAUGAAAUUCAAAAACCUAUUUUUUUAAUACAGUUUCCUGCUAGCUUAAAAUCAUUUUAUAUGAAACGUACACCUGGAAAUGAAUCGUUAACUGAAAGUGUUGAUUUAUUACUUCCUGGCAUUGGAGAGGUUGUUGGUGGUAGUAUGAGGAUUUCAGAUUAUGAUGAGCUAAAAAAAGCGUUUGAAAGGGAAAAUAUUGAUUCAGAGCCAUAUUAUUGGUACCUUGAUUUAAGAAGGUAUGGCUCAUGCCCUCAUGGUGGUUAUGGAAUUGGUUUAGAAAGAAUUUUGGCAUGGCUUACAAAUAGAAAUACAGUAAGGGAGUGUUGUUUGUAUCCAAGGUUUACUGGAAGAUGUAAGCCAUAAGAAAUUGGAUAUUAUAUUUCUAUUAUAAAAUAUUUAAUCUUUGUAU